This is a messenger RNA of Protopterus annectens (West African lungfish), 386 nucleotides long. RefSeq names its product single-pass membrane protein with aspartate rich tail 1 (gene SMDT1). The coding region runs from base 55 to 369 and encodes 104 amino acids. Gene Ontology annotation, cellular component: mitochondrial inner membrane; uniplex complex. Gene Ontology annotation, biological process: mitochondrial calcium ion homeostasis; calcium import into the mitochondrion. Lineage: Eukaryota; Metazoa; Chordata; Ceratodontiformes; Protopteridae. The transcript is spliced from 2 exons. The record is from RefSeq and is a predicted model, not a curated record.
CAGCAUUUCCCUGUAUUCUGUUCGUCAGUUACUGUCACGGACUACCAACGCAAGAUGGCAGCUGUAGCUGGUCGGUGGCUAUUCCUUCGUUCAGCGCCAAGAAAUUCACGGCCAGCUGGCUUGAGGCGUAGCUUUCUAACAGAGGAUUUUAAUGCUGUGACUAACGGCCUCAUACCUCGCCGAACAGCAGUCGCCACCCGAACCGGUGCUUUAUUACCAAAACCAGAAAAGGUACCAUUUGGACUUGUCCGGGUAUUUGCAGUGGUGGUACCUUUCUUGUAUCUUGGAUGCCAGAUUAGUAAGAAUUUUGCUGCCCUUUUAGAAGAACAUGACAUAUUUGUGCCUGAAGAUGAUGAUGAUGACGAUUAAUAAGUAAGAAAAUAUUA